Messenger RNA from Monopterus albus (swamp eel), 1083 nucleotides. RefSeq names its product catechol O-methyltransferase domain-containing protein 1. The record is from RefSeq and is a predicted model, not a curated record. The transcript is spliced from 7 exons. Bases 67 to 840 code for a protein of 257 amino acids. Lineage: Eukaryota; Metazoa; Chordata; Actinopteri; Synbranchiformes; Synbranchidae. Gene Ontology annotation, molecular function: O-methyltransferase activity; S-adenosylmethionine-dependent methyltransferase activity.
AUUACGGUUCAGCGCUUGACCAACACGGAACCCCUUCACCUGUCGCGUGCUAGUGUACUUAAAGGCAUGUCUUUUCGUAUUAUUUCCAAAGAAGCCCUGGUUGGAGCCAUAACACUAGGAGUUGUUUUUUUCGCCGGACAUUUCUUUGGGAAAAAGAAAUCUUCCAGAAUGAGCAUCUCAAAAAGUCACGGCAAGGGAAAAGACAACCCACUGUUGCAGUACGUCCUCAGAUACUCCCUGAGGGAGCACCCAGUUCUGAAAGACCUGAGGCUGAGGACGAUGGAGCACUCUUACAAUGUCAUGAUGAUAGCCUGUGAGCAAGCGCAGUUCAUGGCCAAUCUGGCAAAGCUAAUCAAUGCCAAGAAAGCAUUGGAGAUCGGAGUGUACACAGGUUACAACACACUGAAUAUGGCACUGGCUCUACCUGCUGAUGGAGUUGUAGUGGCAUGUGAUGUCAAUGAAGAUUACACCAACAUCGGCAAACCCUAUUGGAAAGAGGCUGGAGUAGAGCAAAAAAUCGACCUGCGCAUUCAGCCAGCACUGAAAACUAUAGAUGAUCUCCUGGCUGCUGGUGAGGCUGAAACAUUUGACUUUGUCUUCAUUGAUGCAGACAAGGUUAACUAUGACAACUACUAUGAAAAGUCUCUGAAGCUGGUGAGAAAAGGAGGCAUCAUUGCUAUUGACAAUGUGCUGUGGGGUGGGAAUGUGCUGAAUCCAGCCCCUGAUGAUGCAGACACUGUGGCCAUUGACAAGCUGAACAAGAAGCUGCAUACAGAUGCACGUAUCAGCCUGAGCAUGCUCACGGUGGGAGACGGGCUCACACUGGCUAUCAAACUCUAGGACAGGCCUGAUAACCGUAGUGAUUCCUAGGCUUUGGAUGACAUUUCCUGCGGUCUAUGAAGGUAGCUGAAAUAUGUCAGUACUGCUGUCUAUGCACAGGUUAAUGAGGAAAUUUAUGGAACCAAUAUCAUUACUUGAGAAUCUGUACUCACCUGAAGAGAAUUCAAUCUGUUAGAAGUGUAGCAGUUUGAUGAAAAAGAUAAUUUUCUUAAUAAAAAAACACAGUGCAUCCCAUUUGUUUUU